AUGUUGGACUUACGUGGAGUUUAGACACGUAGCUUUAAGGCACGUGGCUUUAGAAUUAGUUUAUUUUCAUGUUGUUUCCCUCCAUGGAACAAAGGCUCUGGUAUCGAGAGAUGGUUGGAAUUGCAAGAUUAGAUAAUAUAGAAAUCUGAGAGCUCUGAGGGGAGAAGCCAAAAGUUUUAUGGAGUAGACAAUGAUGAGGGCUGACCGUCGAGAUGAAAGUGAUAAAGAGAAAGAAAGCCAGAGGGAUGCAGACGUCCAGAAGAAAACAAAGCUUGAAAAGAAAGAGAAACUGAGAUAUGAGAACAUGCAAGUGAGAAAGAGAGAGAAAGAGAUACAAACAGGAAACAGGCAUGAAAGAAGAUCUAAAUGAAUGAAUGAAGAGUGUAAGAUCAAAAGAGAGAGAGAGAGAGCCAAGCGAGUAAGAGACAAGUAAGGGGCCGGCCCACUCAUAGUGACAGAGAGCUGGAGGUUAGAGUCAUUCAGGGCAGAGAGAGAGAGAGAGAGAGAGAGAGAGAGAGGUGAAUGAUUUCGUAAGUCGAGGAGUAAAAGGAAAAUCAUUGAAGCACAGCACACGGGCAAGACUGUGUUUUAAAAACUCGGAUUGAAUUUAUUUUCCUUUUCCCCGGCUUCCCUGGAUCCGCAUCUUGCCAGCACUGCCACGUGCUCACCGCACACACAUUUCACCGUCUGCCAGACAGAAGUUUGUGUCUGCAUCUCUCUCAUCUGUGGUUAUCUCACUGCGCUUGUAACACAUUUGGGAUGUGUGUGUGUGUGAGUGUGGGAGGUGCAGAGUUUGUGAUAAAAGUUUAACUCUGGAAUCCUUUAAGAAACUCAGCGGCACGGAUUAAGAAAACAUGAGGAGAUCUAGGCAUGUUCCACGUCUAGACUUUUUCCUCUCUUUUGGAGAAAACAGACACCUCUGAACUUGUUUGCUGCCUAAUUCUUUUAAAAUUAUAAUGGGUCUUUUGUGAUUUUUGGGGAGGACUUGUGCUUCUUUGCGUUUGCGUGCGAGCUUCUGCACACUCCCGUACGUUUAUGUGUGAUGUGGUCAGCGGCUCAGGUGCCACUGGCGAUGCCCGCUGUGUGCCCGCGUUUGGGGGGUAAGGAAUGGUGUUUUCAGGAUGCGGUGGGGGUGGACUGCAGCUCUCCUGAACCUCGCUGUAUCUGGGUGGCAGUGUUACAUGGGGAAACACCACAAAUAAACAUUUCCAACCUCCAAGCCGACACUUCUGAGAGCACAAAUGGCAUCAGUGUUGGCAGAGAUCUGCCUAAACUCUCACAGACCUACAGGGCAAAGGGGCGGAGAGAUGGAAUCUCUUCAUCCAGUGAGAACCCUCGGCCGGUGGUCAGGAGUGGGGCAGAGGGACUGGGCGUGUCCUGGCAGGGUCCACGUACACUCGUGCUCCAUAAAAACUCUCAGGGCUUUGGCUUCACGUUACGUCAUUUUAUCGUUUACCCGCCAGAGUCUGCCCUGCACACUAAUCUCAAGGAUGAAGAGAACGGAAAUGGAAAAGAGCUCCACCGGGGUCGCCUGGAGCCCAUGGACACCAUCUUUGUUAAGAAUGUGAGGGAGAAAGGCCCCGCCCACCAGGCUGGCUUGUGUACAGGAGACAGGCUGGUUAAAGUGAAUGGAGAGAGUGUGCUGGGUAAGACGUACUCGCAGGUCAUUGCACUGAUUCAGAACAGUGAGAGUGUCCUGGAGCUCUCAAUAAUGCCAAAGGAUGAGGACGUUCUACAGCUGGCAUACUCCCAUGAUGCCUACCUAAUAGGUAACGAUCCAUACAAAGGAAAGGCCCAAAAUCUUCCACCACCACCCCCUCUGCUCUACCCUCCUCAUACAAAAUCACAGCCUCCUGUAGAAUACUCCCCCAGCUCUUCCCCAGCCUCUCCACUCAUGGGGCAAAACCAGCUGGACAACUGGAGCCACUGGCCCGGCUCCCCCCCGGGUCCCUCUCCACCCCUUGACAACCGCACAGUCGCUUCCAGCAAUGCUGUCUGGGCGGCCGAAGGAAGGAGCUGUGAGCCAGGCGGUGUUGGUCACAGUAGCCCUGCCCACCGAACUGAGGAGAUCCAGUAUGGAAUGACUGACAGGGGACAGCAAGCAACCGGGCAAAUGAGAGGAAGCGCAUACUCAUCCUUUUCUUCCUCUGGAGGAUUGAUGAGCCCAUUGCUUCAUGCUCAUUUUGCCAAUCACAACAUAGGUACUGCCAUGGGGCACACUGGUGGUCGCAAGGAGAGUCCGCCCUGGGUGAGCCCUUCUCUGUCGACUUCCACCCGCAGCGAACGCACCCAACAAGCUCUUACCAACUGGUACUACAGUCAGGUACCGGGUCGGGAGCGUGAGCGGGAACGAUCCAGUUCUCGCUCCAUGCAUCCACGCCACAGGAGUUUCUCACAGGAUCGUCUGGGUGAGCUCGGGAGAGCCAGACGUUCCCAGCAUGCAGCUUUUCCCCAAAGCGUGUCGCAAGACACGUUGUUGCUGCUGCAGCAGCAGAGCUCCGUCGUGCACGCUGACCCCUACUGGAGCCACGGAGACUGGCGUGGUGAGCCUGCUUACAGGCAGCACCCAUCUGCCGUGUCAUAUGGGCACAAACCCUCUGAAAACCUCUUGGCAAGCCGGUACGGGCACUCGGGACGUUCACUGGAAACUCUCAACCGAGCUAUUGUAGGGACGUUCUCACCCCAGCUGGAAAGAACCAACUGGGCCCAGCAGCCCCCAAACAGGACUGAUUGCUAUCCAAGGCAUUUCGGGCAACACAGAGAAUUACAUCAUCACGCAACCCAACAUGAACGGGAACAAAUUCAACAUCACACACCCCAGCACCUUCAACACACACCUCAGCAUCCAAACCUCACACAUGCAACACAACACACGCACCACACGUCUCAGGCACCACCACAACCUCAGCAGGCAGCUUUACAGACAAGACAUUUACCCUCUUGCCAGAGUCUAGACGAGGAGCCGAUCGGCUACCGCAGCUACAGCCCAUCUUUUAACCGCAAGACUGGUCGCAUCCUGCAGCAAGCCCAGUCAUUUCGAGACCCCUCCUAUACAGGUCCACAUUUCAGUUGGACCCCUACACCCAAAACCAGUCCUCCGGAAGGGCUUCCCACCUCGACUGCUCCCUCCCCAGCGACCACCACCUCCACAACUUCCAUUUCCACACCCCCUGAAGGACAAGACAAAACUUACCGGCCCACUAAUCACGACAGAGGGGCCGGGGAAGCAACAGGUGAAGCCCAGGCUCAGACACAGGAAGUGGUAUUACGCCAGAAACCAUCUGUUGGCCGGAGGGGUGCAAACGCAUAUGCCAUAGCUCUUGAUUCAAGUGACCCUCUACUCUUUACCUCUGACCCUACGGACCCCCCUGCCAAAGCUGAACGGGCUAUUUCACAUCGCCGCACGAAUGGUAACCUACCACCCCUCUCCAUAGAGGAUGACUCUCUGGCUUCAAUUCCUUUCAUAGAUGAGCCGACCAGUCCAACUGCAGAUCUGCGGGCACGUCAUGUACCUGCCUCCUCCGUCGUUUCGAGUGGUGGUCUUAACUCCGCCCCUGCUGUGGCCACAAGCCCCGCCUCCCCAACCUUCACCUUUCCCCUCCACCGUCUUUUCUCCCUCAACUGCACAGGUGAUGUCAAGUCUAAUCGUCGCUCCUCUUACCUGUUGGCCAUUACCACCGAACGCUCCAAGUCAUGUGAUGAGGGGCUUAACGUGUAUCGAGAAGAGGGGAGGGUAUUGUCGAGGCUUCCAAAAAGAGUCAAAAGCUUUUUCAAUGAAGGGUCUCUGGACAGUCUGGGUGCUGCUGAAGAGGUUCGCUCUAAACGACACUCUACCUCUGAGCUGGGCAGUAUCAGCUACAGUGAUGUGAAAAGAGAAGGCUGGCUUCACUUUAAACAGAUCCACACUGAGAAGGGCAAGAAGGUAGGUAGUGCCAUCUGGCCCUGGAGAAGGGUCUUCUCUGUGCUUCGGUCACACUCACUGUUCCUCUACAAGGACAAGCGAGAGGCGGUGCUUAAAGGGGCGGCACUGGGGGGCGGGGCUGAGGAAGAACAGCCCAUCAGCAUCCGGGGUUGCCUAUUAGACAUAGCGUACAGCGAAACGAAACGCAAGAACGCCCUGAGAUUGACAACACAGGACUUCUGUGAAUAUCUGCUUCAGGCGGAGGACAGAGAAGACAUGCUGGAGUGGAUCAAAGUCAUCACAGAGGACAGCAAGACGGACAAUGAGGAACUGGGUUUUUCACGACAGGCUCUCAUCAACAAGAAACUUAAUGACUACAGGAAGCAGAGUCCAACGGGUAAUAAACCAGACUCCUCACCCAGAGUGCCUCGCAUGACAUUUCUCCACAGCAGUGCACCUCCACGCUCACCAAAACACGAGGUCAAAGAUGAGAGCAGCCCGCCUAAAUCUCCAUGGGGCAUAAACAUAAUGAAGAAAGCUAAGAAGACCAGUCCUAAAGCUUUUGGAGUGCGUCUGGAAGAUUGCCAGCCCGCCACCAACAAUAAGUUUAUUCCUCUGAUUGUGGAGAUCUGCUGUGGGUUGCUUGAGGACAUGGGGCUGGAGUAUACAGGGAUCUACAGAGUACCAGGAAACAACGCGGUUGUGUCCAGUCUACAGGAACAGCUCAACAAAGGCUGCGACAUCAACACUGCUGAGGAGAAAUGGCAGGACCUGAAUGUGGUCAGUAGUCUGCUGAAGUCCUUCUUCCGGAAACUUCCUGAACCUCUCUUCACUGAUGACAAAUACAAUGACUUUAUUGAGGCCAAUCGGAAGGAGAAUGCCAGUGAAAGACUUAGAACCAUGAAGAAACUGAUCCGUGAUCUGCCAGAUCAUUAUUUCCACACUUUAAAGUUUUUAAUUGGACAUCUAAAGACUGUGGCAGACCACUGUGAGAAGAACAAGAUGGAGCCACGUAACUUGGCGCUAGUCUUUGGCCCCACUCUUGUCCGGACGUCAGAGGACAACAUGACAGACAUGGUCACCCACAUGCCUGAUCGAUACAAGAUUGUGGAGACACUCAUUCAGCAUUGUGCCUGGUUUUUCAGUGAAGAACAUGAAAAGGAUGAAAAGACACCGGUGGACACAGAGGAUGUUCAGCCUGCGCCUAACAUAGAUCAUCUCCUAUCUAACAUCGGCCGAACCGGCCUGCUAGGGGAGGCGUCAGACUCAACCAACAGUGAUUCUGCAAAAUCUAAGGGAUCAUGGGGAACAAAACGUGACUUCACUGCCAAGGAUAUCCUGACGUUAUCUAUUAUGUCGGCUGUUACCCGCAAACGCAGAAAACGGCGUAACACCCGACUCCUGGGCAACAGCACAGAUGACGAUUCUGAGCAUGAGCCUAAAUCCAGCAUCUCUGAAACAGACGAUUUACAAGAGAUGUGCCAAGUGGCAUCCUUCUCAGCCCCACGAGCGGAGGGAGAGGAAGAUGAGGAGGAAGAGGAUGAGGAAGAAGCGCAAAGGCAGACAGCGCAAGUGCUGAAGGAGGAGGAAGUUGUUCCCUGCAUUUCCUCAACAGAGGAAGCCACACCUGUUGUGCUACUAAUUGAAGAGGAGGAGCAGAAGUCAGAGGUGAAAGGUCGCAGUUGGAGGGGAGACGACGCACGUUCAAUUGUGUCAGGAUACUCCACUCUUUCCACAUUAGGGCGGAGUUUAGCAUCAGAGGGCCGUGGCGAGGACGCAGAUGACGAACACAGUGAACUGAUCAGUGAAACUGACAACGAAAGCGGUUUCGCUUCGCGCUCCCUCACCCAGGAGCGCCCAGAGAAACCAUCCCACUCCACCCAAAACCCAAACACGUCACCCGAACCAGCCCCGCCGCGCAGUUACCUCUAUUCGCACUGUAAAUCCCCAACUCCCUCUAGCUCCACCUUCCAUCCGCCUGCUCCUUCCAUCCACAUCACCCCCAACCCAGAAGACAGAGCGACUGAUGCCCGCUCCUCCACGCCCUCCAGCUCCUCAUCCGCUUCCCAGCGCCAACACAGCCGCCACUCCUUUAACUCCCAUCGGCUCAUACAGUGCGACACGCUGGCACGCCGUCGGCUUAAGGGAGACAAAACCAAAGCUUCUUCCAUGGACCUUUCAGAACUUUCCUCUGCAGCCGAAGGGGAGAAGCGACCUACACAGGGUCAUGUUCCUGAUUCCCCCCCGUUAACCUCUCCAUCACCAAGAUCCAAAUCCUCCAAUGGUGUUAACGUGAGAAACGAGUGUACUGUGCCUGGAAAUAAAAGCUGCUCUUUGUCCCCAGGACAGGGGUCCUUGGCGGAUCAGGUACGAGCUCGGCUCCUCCUGGGCUCAGCUGAGGACCUCCGCAACGUCGGGCUGAGGAAACAACUGUCGCCAGAGACACGCAGAAAGAAACGUGCGUGGAGGAGACACACCGUGGUGGUCUCCCCUACGGAUUGUUCCGACAAGACAGCUGCCCUAGCUCGCUCUAACAGCAACAACCUACAAACGCAUUCCCCCAAACCACUAGCUUCACCCUCUGCUGAACGACGGGACCAUAGGGGGUCACAUCCUGAGAGAUUAGAGACUGAAGCCCAUAAUGCACGACGGGCAUUGCCUACCUCUCGCUUCCGUGAUUUCUUAUAACGGUGGAAGACAACUGUGUGUACAGGCUAGUGAACCAAAAGAGCUGGAUUUGGGUUUCGUUGUAGCGGUGUCUUCUAAAGUUACUUCUGCUAGCUGACAGCGAUCAACUCGCCAUCAGAGCACUCCUACUUAAAUGCAGUAAACGGCUAAAUCAUGAGGUGGAUCACAUGUGCUCCACUCUUCACUCCCAUUGGUGGUUGAUACAUUGCGUCACCGCUCAUUUGCAGGUCACAAGCGAUUCAACUCUCAUUGAAAAUGACUUUCGAUCGAGAAUACAGACUCGCCCUCUGUCCAAAAUCUAAUUUAUUUUACUGUUCUCAGACCUGCAUGACAAAUGGGCUUUUCAUUGUUGCCAAAGUUUUUUUCUAUUGCGUCCUUGAUUAGUCACAUGAUAUCAUCUCCUGCUUUACUGCCAAGACACUUGCGACUCAUGCCACAGAGUGCUUUUUUCCAAACCCCCCCAUGAACCAAUUCUCUGAAAGCGCCGGUACAGUAUUGGUUGAACAGUGUUAGCAAACAGAAACAAUGUUGAUAGUGACCGUAUAGUUUUAACACCAGGUGCAUAAUUUUACCAGUAACUUUUAUGCUACAUUAAGAACAUAAGAGGCAGUGUGGUGCGUUCACCUUACUCAUUUUGAGUAACGGUUCAUUGAUGAAAUCUCGUGUACGUGUGUAUGAGGUUGAGUGUGUGUGUCGAACUAUUUUGUAACAUUUGUACAAAGCCUUGCUUAAGUUAACCUUGUAAAUACACAUAUUAUAUUAUCAUUUCUUUUUUAUUUAGGUUUUAUAUGGUUUACAAAAGUGCACUUAGGUGCACGGUCGUUUUUUUUCAAGGUGUUACUUGAAAUGUUUUCUUUAAUAUUUUUGUUUGUUUGUUUUAUACACAGUAUAUAUAUUAUACAUAUAUUUUGUAUGAAUUGAAUAAGUACUUUUAUUUUGGAAAUCUUGGGGUGUACGUGUUUUAACAUCGCUAGACUGUUUUUCCCCAGUUAAUGGCCUUUCUCUGUGACUUACAAAUACUAUGCAGAAAUCUAUACACCUCAAUGCAAAGAAAAGAGCUCUAACCUGCAAAGAGUGUCUGUCACAAGCUAUAAUAAAUUCUUAUUGCUGAGCAUA
This is a messenger RNA of Triplophysa rosa, 7705 nucleotides long. It is a transcript of the gene arhgap23a, whose product is annotated as Rho GTPase activating protein 23a. Gene Ontology annotation, molecular function: protein binding. The record is from RefSeq and is a predicted model, not a curated record. The transcript is spliced from 23 exons. Gene Ontology annotation, biological process: signal transduction. Lineage: Eukaryota; Metazoa; Chordata; Actinopteri; Cypriniformes; Nemacheilidae. Bases 1043 to 6589 code for a protein of 1848 amino acids.